Messenger RNA from Hippocampus zosterae (dwarf seahorse), 2933 nucleotides. It is a transcript of the gene ano7, whose product is annotated as anoctamin 7. Gene Ontology annotation, biological process: chloride transmembrane transport; calcium activated phospholipid scrambling. NCBI's taxonomy places the organism in Eukaryota, Metazoa, Chordata, Actinopteri, Syngnathiformes, Syngnathidae. Gene Ontology annotation, molecular function: chloride channel activity; protein dimerization activity. The record is from RefSeq and is a predicted model, not a curated record. The transcript is spliced from 24 exons. Gene Ontology annotation, cellular component: plasma membrane. Bases 67 to 2706 code for a protein of 879 amino acids.
CACACAAGGAUCCAGGACUCGGGUGAAGGUGAAGACAGCGAGACCUGAGGACUGGCUCACAGGACGAUGAAGAUGCGAGGGGAUCGGGAGGUGAACACUCUGAUCACCAUGGAAACCAAACCAGAUGGGAGCUACGGCAGCAUCGCCACGAAUGCCGCCGUGCCGCCGCGGGACAAGAACACGUUUAGCGACGGAUCCACUCGUGUCGAUUUUGUUCUGGCGUGGGAGGAGCCUCAUAACCCCAACGCGGAGGCGGGCAAGGCCAUGAACCCCGGUCACAGCAAGUGGAGAGAAACUUUCCUGAGCAAACUGAGAUUCUCGGGACUCCUGAUGGAGAUGACGGACGUGGUGCAGACCAAGACCAGGAUCCGCUUCGUCCUCCUGAGCGCCCCCUGGAGUGUCCUGUGCUACUAUGCCGAGGAAAUCAGCUUGCGCGUCCCACUGCAGGUGGUCAACACUUUGUACGUCAACUGGUCGGCUAGCGCGCUCCAGUACUUGUCGCUGCCCAACCCGCUGGCGCAGGACGUCCCGAAUCCACCGCCGGAUUUCUACACUUGCCAGUUCCGGACCAACAAGCUUGAACGGUUUCUGGGCAGUGAGGACAGAGACACCUUCUUCAAGACAACUCAAAGACAUCAAGUCCUGUAUGAAAUCCUGGCUCGAACUCCUUACGGCUCAGUGUCCAAAGGCGAGGUGGGAAUCGACCGUCUGCUGAGCGAGCAGGUCUUCACAUCGGCGUACCCGCUCCACGAGGGUGACUUCAAGCUGCCCAAAGCGCCACUACCCGUUGAGUCUCUGGCACUCAGGCAAAUCCUGUAUGGGUACUGGGCUCAGUGGUCCUGUUGGGCUCGCUACCAACCUCUGGACCACAUCAGGGAGUACUUUGGAGAGAAGAUCGCUCUUUACUUUGCCUGGCUCGGGUUCUACACGGGAUGGUUGGUGCCAGCCUCGCUUGUUGGGACUGUGGUCUUCCUGACCGGUAUUUGGCUGAUGAGCACGGACGUUCCAGCAAAGGAGUUGUGUAACAGCGGCGGCAGCUUCGUCAUGUGUCCGAUCUGCAACAUCUGCUCCUACUGGAACUACUCCAGCAUCUGCAUCACCUUCAAGGCGGGUAUUCUUUUUGACAACGGCGGAACGGUCUUUCUCAGCGUCUUCAUGUCCUUGUGGGCCGUCACCUUUUUGGAGUACUGGAAGAGAACGUGUUCAUCUCUGUCCCACCGCUGGGACUGCACGGAUUUCCAGGACAUAGAGGAGCGGCCACGACCCGAGUUCACGGCCAUGGCGCCCAUGACGAUGAGGAACCCGUUGACGGGUGCGGAGGAACCGUACUUCCCCGAGAAGAAGCGCUUUAACCGAGUGCUGACCGGCUGCAUGAUCAUCGUCGUCAUGGUGGUGGUGGUCCUGAUGUUCCUCAUCGCCAUCAUCCUGUAUCGUUCCAUCCUGAGUAUCGUCAUCUCCAAGUCCAACCUCAGCUUCUUCAUUUUCGACGCCGCCAGGAUUGCCAGUCUGACGGGAUCCGUGUUGAACCUGCUGGUCAUCCUGAUCUUGUCUCGCGUUUACAUCUCCCUGGCGCACAUCCUCACCAGAUGGGAAAUGCAUCGUACUCAGACCAAAUACGAAGACAUGUUCAUCCUCAAAGUGUUCGUGUUCCAGUUUGUCAACUUCUACUCGUCUCCGGUGUACAUCGCCUUCUUCAAAGGCAGAUUCGUCGGCUACCCGGGGAAGUACGUCACGCUGUUUGGAGUGCGCAAUGAAGACUGCGGCGCGGGUGGCUGCCUCAUCGAGUUGGCCCAGGAGCUGCUCGUCAUCAUGGUGGGAAAACAGCUCAUCAACAACAUCCAGGAGUUCAUCUGGCCGAAGUUGAGGGCGUGGUGGCAGAAGAGGAAGAGAAGCGGCAAGGCCAAGGAGCCGGAGGAGCAGGAAGAUACCGAGCGGGGCGUUUGCCCCUGGGAGGUGGACUACCAGCUCCUGCUCUGCGAGGGGCUCUUCAGCGAGUACCUGGAGAUGGUCAUUCAGUUUGGUUUCAUCACCAUCUUUGUGGCGGCGUGCCCUUUGGCUCCUCUCUUCGCUUUGAUCAACAACUGGGUGGAAAUCCGUUUGGACGCUCAGAAGUUUGUCACCGAAUAUCGGCGGCCGGUGGUGGAGCGGGCGCAGGACAUCGGCAUCUGGUUGGAUAUCCUGCAGUUCAUCGUGUACACGGCCGUCAUCGUCAACGCCUUGCUGAUCGCCUUCACGUCGUCCUUCCUGCCUCGCCUGUACUACCGCUACACCCGCGAAUCAGACCUCAGCGGUUUCAUCAACUUCACCCUGGCCACGUCGCCGCGCAACUCCAAGUUCACCUGCAGGUACCGCGGCUUCAGGGACCAGAACGGCGAGUAUUCGCCCGAGUAUUUUCACCUGCUGGCCAUACGACUCGGCUUCGUCAUCAUCUUUGAGCACGUGGUUUUCGUCAUCGGCCGCCUCAUCGACAUGAUGGUUCCCGACAUCCCCGUGGAGGUGGAGCUCAAGAUGAAGAGGGAGCACUACAUGGCCAAGGAGGCUCUGGCCGAGAACCAGGCUCUGGGGAGGACGAUGAUUCCCGCGCAGACGACGGACUGGUUGGGCGAACCUCGGCAGCGCAAAUCUCGCCGGUCGCCGCUGCCGUCGCCGCCGGACACCGUGCUGAAGAUCUCCAAAGAAGCGGAUGAGCCGCCGGGGAUCUGCUGAGGACCUUUGGCGGGACAUUUGGGACCUUGCGCAGUCAUAGGCACGGAGAGGGCGGCGAGAGGAUUGUUCCGCCGCCGCCGUUCCUCCGCCAGACGCGACCGAGACGGAGCGCCGCUGCGGAGAGCGUCUCGUCUCCAAGGAUCUCGGCCGCCGACGCACGCGACGCCGCCGGCUUUUCCGCGCAAGCGUAAGCUCGGGAAGGCUGAAAAUGUGGAGGCAAAUGUACC